CAAUUUUCAAAACACCUCGAAUUAUUUAAAUUUCUUCUAUGUUUUAUAAUUUAUAUAUCUAUAACUGCAUACAAAUUAUCAUAUCGAUUUCAUUUCAUAACUGAUGUAUUCGAUUUUUUCAUAUUAUGCAUUCACAGUUAACAUUUUCCUUGUGAUUUAAGUGUUGUAACUGAACGUUAAAUCAUUUUACGAUGUCUUAUAUACAUCUAUAUUGAGAACCAAUUUUUAAUCCAUCAUUUAAGUGCAAUAAUGACAUCGUCAGAAGAUGUGCUCCUUCAAGUGGGGCCAGUGCGGCAUAAGAAAGGUGAUGGGACAUUAUAUGUAAUGAGUCAACAUGUUGCAUUUAUUCUAAAUUCUAGUGACACUGUUGCUAUAAGUCAUCAUUAUAGAGAUAUAAAAAUGCAAAAAAUAUCAUCAGAGUUUAAAAACAAAGUGCAAUUACAGUUGGUGUUUCAUGAUGAAACAAUUUCACUGUUUCAAUUUACAAAUUCUGAAAGGAGUGAAGCAAUGCGAGAUAGAAAUAGAGUUAAAGACUUAAUACAACAACUACUGCCAAAAUAUCAAAAACAAGCAAACAAAGAAUUUGGAGAAAAGAGCCGUAUUCUUGGUGAAAACCGUAUGCUUUUUCAAUUGUAUCAAGAUCUAGUCAUAACCCAUGUCAUAACAUCUGAAGAAUUUUGGUCACAACAUGUCCCUUACCAUUUAGCUACACAAUCCAAAGUAAUUACUCAAAAAACGGGUGUACCUAAUAAUUUUCUUACUAAUGUUACUGUCAAAAGUGAUGGUACAAAAAAAUUUAAUUUAUCUAAUGAUACUAUACAAUGUAUCUUUAAAACAUAUCCAGCAGUUCGACAAAAGCAUAUAGAAUAUGUACCACAUCAGUUAACAGAGUCUGCAUUUUGGCAAAAGUUCCUAGAAUCGCAUUACUUUCAUAAAGAUCGUAUAACUACAGGUAGUACUAAAGAUUUAUUUAAUGACUGUGCCAAGUUGGAUGAUAAUUUAUUUAAAAAUGAAAUAAAAGAUUUAUCUAAAAAUAGUUUAGAUUGUUAUGUUGGAAUGAUUGAAGAUGAUGGAUCUGAUGAUAAUAUAAAUUCUACAGCUGAAGAAAAAUCUUCUAUGGCUAACAUUGUUCAUGAAAAUAUAAUUAAACGAUUUAAUCAACAUUCAAUGAUGGUUCUCAAAACAUGUGAAAAAUCUAAUUCCAAUUCUAUAUCGAAUGGAAAUGAUAUAAAAGUGCCAUCUAAUUCAUCUCAUACUAAUGGUACACCGGACAAUGCAUUGAAAAGAUUAAAAAUUCAAGAAAAAAUUGGUUUUGAAGAUUUAAAUCCAGAAACAGAAAUUAUAGACAUAAAUCAAAAAAGAUUAAAAUUAUCUAGAGUAGAAAGUUACGUUAAUUGUUUAACAAGAGAACAAAAACAUGAUAAUACUAGUUCUAAACUCUCCAAAGCCAGAGAAGUACAGAAAAGUAUUAUUUAUGAUGUGUAUGAGUGGAGUAAAUCAACUUCAAAUCAAGUAAUUGAACCUAGUGCUGCAGUUAAUACUCUUGGACUGCUUACACCUGGUGGAAGUUUGAUGAAAGGAAUUAGUGACGAGUCAGCUUCAUUAGCACAGUUA
Messenger RNA from Sipha flava (yellow sugarcane aphid), 1614 nucleotides. RefSeq names its product general transcription factor IIH subunit 1 (gene Tfb1). Gene Ontology annotation, cellular component: transcription factor TFIIH core complex; transcription factor TFIIH holo complex. Gene Ontology annotation, biological process: transcription by RNA polymerase I; nucleotide-excision repair; transcription by RNA polymerase II. Lineage: Eukaryota; Metazoa; Arthropoda; Insecta; Hemiptera; Aphididae. The annotation marks the transcript as partial. The transcript is spliced from 3 exons. The record is from RefSeq and is a predicted model, not a curated record.